CAAUUAGUUAAUUACUUUAGUUAGGGUAAUAAAAUCGGUACAAGCAAAGACACAAAUCGAGGAGAAAACUUCCUCACUGAAAUUCCUCACAAAUUUGCUCUCUUUGUUUCCCACACACCAAUUUGUUUUUUUGUUUGGUUCGAUUGCAUUCAUCUUUUUCGAAUUUCCGAUCACUGGAUUUUCCCGUUUAAUCGGAAAAAUCCAGUGUAUUAGGUUUUGCUCAGUGUUUUCUCUUUCUGUUUCUGAAUUGCAUUCGAUGACUCUUCCGGAGGAUGAAAAACCGGUUCUUGAGCUCCGGGUGAGAGUCGAAGACGACGACAACGAUGAGAAAAAGGGUCCUUAUGUGAAAUUAAGUGAGGGUUUAAAGAAAAAACAAGAAGAAGAAGAAGAAGAAAAGAUUGAUUCGUCGCGGUUUUGGUUUUGGGUCAAGCUUUCUCUUUUAUUCGCCUUUCUUGCUACAUUGGCUGUUGUGGGUUACAUAUGGAUCGGUCCAUUGAUCAUGGAUAAGGAGCUUAUCCCGCUUAUACAAUGGGAGAUAAGAACUUUUACACAUCCUGUGUGCGGUCUUCUUGUCUUUGCGUCCGUGGCAAUAUUUCCGACUAUUCUUCUUCCAUCUACACCAUCAAUGUGGAUUGCUGGGAUGACUUUUGGUUAUGGCUAUGGGUUUCUACUCAUUAUCUCAGCUGCAGCUGUUGGUGUAUCGCUACCUUACUUUAUUGGACAACUUUUCUGCCACAAAAUUCAAGUAUGUAUCAUCCCUCAAAAACUGCUUUCAAUUAAGGGAUGGCUAGAAAGAUAUCCUGACCAAGCAGCCGUAUUAAGAGCUGCUGGUGAAGGGAAUUGGCUUCACCAAUUUCGAUUAGUAACCUUAAUCCGGAUUUCUCCAUUCCCUUACAUUCUUUAUAACUACUGUUCUGUAGCAACUCGUGUUAAGUAUGGUCCUUACAUCACAGGCUCUCUCUUAGGCAUGGUUCCUGAGGUAUUUGUCGCAAUCUACACAGGGAUUCUUGUAAGGACUUUAGCAGAAGCAUCUUCUGCAGAAAAACAGGGUCUCUCGGUAACACAAGUUAUCCUCAACAUUCUCGGCUUUUUAGCAACAGUGGCUACAACGAUUCUCAUCACAAAGUAUGCGAAAAGACAGCUGGAGACUAUGAAGAAAGAAGAGGAAGUAUUGUUGCAGUAAAACUGUAAAACCACGUGACAAACUCUGAGCUGCUUUUGUCUCUCUGCUCUUUUGUCUGAAACAUCUCUUGUCUUCUUACACAGUACAGGUCUGUUCCAAUCCAAGAUGUGAAAGAGCUUUGUUUUUUUUGUCCUUGGUUCUUUUAAUUUCUUUUAUUAACAACCUGAAAUGUGAAGGUAAAAAAAAAGGGUUAACAAGUAUGAACAGAGGAAAAAACCUAACAAUUUUUAAUGUUCUUUUUUUUUUUUGUAAUUAUUGCAGUGAAUUUUUAUGUAUGACAUGAAUGAGAAGAAUAUUUGUAUAAUUUAUCUUUCUUUUUUUA
Molecule: messenger RNA, 1505 nt
Organism: Arabidopsis lyrata subsp. lyrata
Lineage: Eukaryota; Viridiplantae; Streptophyta; Magnoliopsida; Brassicales; Brassicaceae
Product: Golgi apparatus membrane protein TVP38
Exons: 4
Coding region: 257-1183 (308 amino acids)
Source: RefSeq, a predicted model, not a curated record